GCCGGGCGCCGCCCGUGGCCAUGUACACGUUCGUGGUCCGGGACGCGAGCAGCAGCGUGUACGCCGAGGUGUCCCGCCUGCUCCUCGCCACCGGCCAGUGGAAGCGGCUGAAGAGGGACAACCCCCGCUUCAACCUCAUGCUCGGAGAGAGGAACCGCCUCCCCUUCGGAAGGCUCGGUCAUGAACCAGGUUUGGUUCAAUUGGUGAAUUACUACCGAGGUGCCGAUAAACUUUGCCGCAAAGCGUCUUUGGUGAAGUUAAUCAAAACCAGUCCCGAACUGACGGAGUCGUGCACGUGGUUCCCAGAGUCCUAUGUGAUCUAUCCAACCGAUCUGAAGACCCCUGUGGCUCCCGCAGAAAACGGCAUUCGCCAUUUGAUAAACAACUCCAGGACGGAUGAACGGGAAGUCUUCCUGGUUUCCUAUAACCGCAGGAAGGAGAGCAGGGAAGGCAACGUGUGGAUCGCCAAAUCCUCAGCUGGAGCCAAAGGUGAAGGUAUUCUUAUUUCUUCAGAGGCUACAGAACUUCUGGACUUCAUAGAUAAACAAGGGCAGGUGCACGUGAUUCAGAAAUACCUUGAAACGCCAAUGCUUCUGGAGCCAGGUCACCGCAAGUUUGAUAUUAGGAGCUGGGUUCUAGUCGAUCAUCAAUAUAAUAUCUACCUCUACAGAGAAGGCGUGCUGCGAACCUCUUCAGAACCGUACAGUAUCGCCAAUUUUCAGGAUCAGACCUGCCAUUUGACUAAUCACUGCAUUCAGAAAGAACAUUCGAAAAACUACGGAAAGUAUGAAGAGGGGAAUGAGAUGUUCUUUGAGGAGUUCAAUCAGUAUCUAACAAGUGCUCUGAACAUUACCUUGGAAAAUAGUAUCUUGUUGCAAAUCAAACACAUAAUAAGAAGCUGCCUUACGUGUAUAGAGCCUGCAAUCAGCACUAAGCAUCUUCACUACCAGAGUUUCCAGCUCUUUGGCUUUGACUUUAUGGUUGAUGCGGAACUGAAGGUCUGGCUUAUUGAAGUCAACGGAGCCCCCGCGUGUGCCCAGAAAUUGUACGGAGAACUUUGCCAAGGAAUAGUGGAUAUAGCCAUAUCCAGCGUCUUCCCCCUCUCUGAACCCAGGCCAAAGCCGAGCCAGCCGUCGGUAUUUAUCAAGCUGUGACAACGCGACGGCCCCGGGCAUCCUGGGAAUGGAGAACGGCCAACUCGAAGGGAGGGAGAUGGCGCCAGGGGGUAAAGUGAAUUCACGCCGCAAACGGGGAAAGAAGAAGUUCUUCGAAAUGCAUGAGGGUGGAAGGAAACGCACGGAGACUCCCAAAGAGGACACUAGAGAAACCCAGGGGUGCUGCACCCCCAGCCUGGGCAGCUGGGAAAACGUCUUUAAAAAACAACAACAAACCGCCGGGGCAGUUUUCUAAGUAGCAUCUGCCUUCCGUGGUCCCUUAUCCUGGAAAUCUGUCCCUUUGUUGAUAUGCAACGGUUUUCCACUCGCUGCAGGUUUAGUGCCUUAGCCCAUUCCUAGCGGCUAGCUCUCUCGCUCCAGGAGGUCUGAACUCCUCGGAGCAUCCAAGUUAGCCGUCGGGAAGAAGACAGUAACUUAACUCAGCAGCCGCAGGUCUGACCCGUUCUCAGAGCCACAAAGUCCGCUCCGGGAUAAGGAGAUCAACGAUUUAUCACCCUCCUUCCGAGUCAGUGCUCUAUCGGAAAAAGGAAAUUCUCAAAUAGAUGUAAGGAAAACCAUAUAGUCCUUUGCUUCUGGUGUCUAGAAAAGAUAAAAUGUCUCCCUUUUCCCUACACGCGUAUCAGUAGCUAGCAAACGAUGAUGCUCGGAACUCUCUCUCCAGGUUGAGGAUUCGUUUUGUUUUUCUUUUCGUCUCCUUUGACUAAAUCAAAGAAAAUUUCCCUUUCGGUUGCGUUUUCCACUGCUGCCGUUUUUCAAGCCUCUAGGAGGAAAACCUGCCGUUUUUUCAUUUCCUGUCUUCCCGAUCGGGGCCGUUGGCUUUUCUUUCACCCAGGGAGUCAGCAGAGUGUUAAUCCCGUGAGGCUGCAGAGCACUGUCAGUCAUGAAGUCGAUUACAAAUCGAUCAGGAAGAGAGAAAAAAGGUCUGGUGAUUUUUAAAGGUAACCUUCUCCCGAAGGGCCUAGUUUUUGUGUUUUGGGGUUUUUUUUGACACGAAGGAGACAACUGUAUUUGGGUCGGACCAAAUCAGUGGUGUCUCUUUGUCCUGUCUCUUUGAAAGACUAGAAAGGAGGCCGGAACGGAAGCGGAGGAAAUGUUACAGGUCUCAUCUGUGUUCUGCGUUUCAUCUGUUAUUGUAACAAGGAAUAAAAGUGAUUGAAUGUACCCUGUUAAUAAUGUUCAAAACCUCACCAUUGGCCCUCCGGUCUAAUCCGAGAAAGAUCUCUUUAGGAAAACGUCCUGUUUCUUUUUGCUGCGGUGCAUUUCAGUUCUGAGGCUCACCCACCUAACUGAAACAUUUAAGCUUUUUCAGUCAGCGGGAUUUUUUUUUUAAAUUAUGAAUGGAAUGAAACACGGCAACUGGCAAGAAGAAGCAGAGUGAUUUGUCAGAACUGAUUUUCACUUUGGAUUGCUUGGACAGCGGACUACCCGGACAAGUUCCCAAAGUGAUCUUGGAUUCAGAAUGACAGCAGAACCUUCCUUUCGGGAAAGACAGCGAUGCCUCAUCUUCAGGAUUCCGUAAGCGUCGGUACUGUUUGGGUGAAUCGAAAACUCACCUUUUUGUCACUUUUUCCACCGCUGUUUUCCGAGUCUCUAGAGGACUUUUGGUUUUUGUCGCAGGAAGGUGUCUGAGGCCUAUCCCUGGGUCCUGAAAAUUGCCAAAUUGCAAUUUUGGCUCAUCUGGGAGCUCUUCCUGUUCCCUCUUGGAAAAGUGAGAGUGUUAAGGCCGUACGGGCGGCCCCUGAUUUCUUUACCCCUUUUUCACUGGGCAGUUUGCAAGGAUCUUGUGUCCCGGGUAUGUAUUUCCACCUAUGCAGGAACUCCGACCCAGCCUUUCUUAUGUCCUCCCCAUAAUUGUUGGACGGCGGGGGCGGGGGGGCUCUCAAAUUCAACCCUAACAACCAAAGCCGGUUGCUCCCGUGAGUGAGGGCGGAGCGUAAUGGAAAGAACGCAGGCCCGGGAGUCGGGAGACCUGGAUUCUAAUUCCAACUCUGCCACUUUCC
Molecule: messenger RNA, 3175 nt
Organism: Tachyglossus aculeatus (Australian echidna)
Lineage: Eukaryota; Metazoa; Chordata; Mammalia; Monotremata; Tachyglossidae
Gene: TTL
Product: tubulin tyrosine ligase
Exons: 7
Coding region: 21-1154 (377 amino acids)
Biological process (GO): protein modification process
Molecular function (GO): ATP binding
Source: RefSeq, a predicted model, not a curated record